CAGUCAAGCCGCGCCAAGCCAUGCCAUGAAGCAUGUGAAUGUCAGACGUCUUUUGUCACAUGUGCGUCGACGUCGUAAACAACGUUUGAUUGCCUAUUAACUGUCUUAUUAUUCGUUCUUCAUUUGAACCUCUUUGGACCACUUUAGCGUGCCCAUCAGAAGCAAGCUGUGACAGGCGUGAUGAGCACGAGUAAAAAUAACCGCAAGCGAUAUCUAGAACCCGAUGCGUGGAAUGAUCGUUUGCCGAAAUCUACGCAUUAUGAAGUAAGAAAGAAUGCUACCGCGCGUUCAACACCGCCUGCUAUGGACGUCGGUUCAGAACAUGUGGUCACAAGUGCGUCUGAAUCCUCGGACGAUGAUGAAGCAUCCGUGUCAGUCGAGGACAUUGGACGAGAAAACAACAUCGUAGGAGAAGAGUCGGCUGGCGACUGCGACACCGACGAUGAAUUGUCAGAUCAACUCUCAAAUGCGACGGAGCCGUCUGAUGCUCUGCCAAGCUCCAACUUCUUUCGGUUGGAGUUUGCGCGCCCGCUUGGCAACGCAAACACCUUGUCUGUAGGGGAUGCCCUCGUGCUUGUAAUGGACUUCGCAAUUAAGCAUGGUUUGUCGUGGACUGCCAUUGAAGACCUGUUAAAAUUAUGUAAUAAUAUUUUAGGAACGAAUCUGCUUCCAAACAGCAAGUACCUGUUCAGAAAGUUCACUGCAACUUCACCACAAGAUAUGAAGUUCUACUUUUACUGCCCGUUUUGCAAUCGGCUGCUGGCCAAGACAGGUGGUAGCUUAAGUGAACGCAAUAGUCUGACUGGUAUGUGCUGUGGAAAGGGCUACACCGGCCGGAAGUUGACAGCAGAUGGCUCCUUUUUUGUUGGCUUGCCAUUAAAAAAGCAAAUUUCAUCCGUGCUCGCUGAUGAUGGUUUGAGAGAAGACCUUUACAAAUCAUUAAAUGAAAAAAAAAGACACAGAAAUGCUAGUGUGUCAGAUGUGACUGAUGGUGCCUUCUAUCUGACCCAGCGAAAAAAGCUUGGUUGCCAGAAAGAUGACAUCACAUUAACUGUCAGUGCAGAUGGAAGCCCUGUAUUUAAAUCAACUAACUACUCCAUUUGGCCUGUACAUCUGACUGUGAAUGAGCUUCCACCACACAGACGGUGGAGCAACAUCAUUUGUGCGCUCUUGUGGUAUGGUACCAAACAUCCAGACAUGACAUUAGUUCUCGAGGCAUUCGCCGAACAAAUGAACGAACUCUCUACUGAAGGAAUCUGCUGGAAUGUGAAUGGUCGACAAGUGCAUUCAAAGGUGUACUGCAUAACUGCUGUUGCUGAUGCACCAGCCCGGGCUUCCAUGCAGAACGUCCUACAGUUCAAUGGCUAUUAUGGCUGUUCCUGGUGCCUACAUCCUGGAGAAUUCAUUGAAGGAUGUGUGAAGUACCCUGUUGGUUACUUUGAAGACAGGACUGCAGCUAGCAUGUUGACUGACAUGCAAAUGGCAGCGAAAAUGAAGCGCUCUAUCAAAGGGGUGAAGGGGCCAUCACCUCUCCUCAACGUUCCUGGAUUUGACAUUGUCUGGAGCUUUCGCCCUGAUUACAUGCAUGCUGUGUUGCUUGGAGUUGUACGCCAAGUCACAGAACUGUGGUUUUCAGACACAGGAAGGGCAUGUUAUAUUGGGUCUCCUCGGACAUUAAGGGAAGCAGAUGAGCGUCUCCUAAGCCAGAGACCUCCAGUGUGCUUUAAUAGAACACCGAGAUCUCUUAAGCUUCGAAAGUAUUGGAAGGCAUCUGAGUGGGAGUCUUGGCUCCUCUUCUACAGCCUUCCAUGUCUGAAAGGCAUCCUGCCAGCUCAGUUUCUGGAGCACUUUGCUCUCCUGGUGUCUUCAGUGUAUACCCUGUUAAAGAGUCAUGUGACAUCACAAGAAAUUGACGACUGUACAUUAGAAAUAACAAAGUUUGUUGUCAUGACCGAAUGUAAUUAUGAGAAAGCACAGAUGACUUCUAAUAUGCACACACUGCUGCAUUUGCCAAAGAGUGUGCUACUGCAUGGACCACUUUGGGCUAUCUCAUGCUUCGAAUUCGAAAGCAACAUGGGUAACCUAGUAAGACUUGUGUCUUCAUCAAACGGUAUCCCUUUUCAAAUCUUGUCACGAAUUCUUCUAAUGAGCAAUUUUAAUCAGCUUCUAUCUAUGGCAUCAGAAGAAGUUAAGGAACUUUGUUUGCACACAAAAAAAAAGUGCAUGGGAGUAAAACUGCUUGGAAAACCACAGGUGCCUUCACAUGACCUAAUGGAAUUCGUAAAUGGCAAAAUCACUGGUGUGCAAAGGAUUGAAGAGCAUAGUCGCAUCUGUGUGAAUGGAUGCAUCAUGCAUACUGAUAAUUACAAUCCAGGGUCAAGAAAAAGAGACUCAACUGCAGGGAAAUUAGGAGAUGACUAUGUGAAAAUAGAGAAUAUAUUCAAUGUCUGUAAAGUCGAUGGAAGCUCUGAGAUUUUCAUUGUCUCUCACAAUUACCAAGUGAAGAGUUUUGAAGGAGUAAGCCACCUAAAAGUAGCACGCAAAUGUGCUUCAAAAGCUAUUCAUUCAAUUUCAAGGUCUCUUCGUCCAUGCAUAUACCUUAAUUUGAAUGGGACAAUGUUUUUUGCGGAGUUGUGCAAUCGCUAUGGAUCAUUUUAGUGAAACAGUGAUGAUUCUCAUUCUAUCUUAUGUUCACUCCCAAUCAUCUAAAUUUUAUCCAUGUUACUUUGCUGCUUAUUCUGUAGAGUCCACAUUUUCUCACUGUUCACUGUUAGCUCACUGUUAGUCUUUCCUAAACCUCUUUUUUUAGCUGUUUCGAUGCUGUGAACUUCUUUUACAGCUGUCUCUACGACAUUCAAGUUGUAGUUCCUCACACAUCUGUCUGACUUCCUUUUUAUCGAUCAACCUCGUCAGCUCAACCAGUGUUUUUUUUUUUUUCAGAUCUUGAGUUGGUCAUGUCACGUGCUUCUCUUUGCUUUUUCAAUCAUUUGUGGUUUUUGAGCUUUCAGUUCUUGCCUUAGUGCUUUACCUCCAACUUCAAGUGCUGCUUCAGAAACCAUUAUUGUUACAAUUUUAUUCAUUCCCUCAAUGUUGAUAUUUUCUUGUCUUAAAGCACUGUAUUUCUAUCGAAGCAUUGUAUUUUACCUAAUCUCUAUUUUUACUCUGACUUUAUUAGGGUUGGCCGUUCUGGCAACUUGCUUAGCUGAAAGUGGUACAUUUGCUUAAAGUGACAGUCUGAAUUUCUGAGAAACCUCAUUUUGGCAAUUUUUUCAGAAUGUGUAGCACAAUGCUCUGUUAAAUCCACUUUUCUUUCUUCACAUUUACACUACAGCUACUUUUAAUAACAUCCCCUAACUUUCCUUUUCCUAAUAACAUCCCCUAAAUUUCUGACCGCAUACACUAAUCAACUUUCAUGUGACAGGGCACAUCGAAUAAUUUUAAGUUUUUGCUACCGGAUGUGCUACAGGUCAUUUUUUGCAAUCUUUAUUAACGAAAUAAAGGCAUAAAUUCACUUCUCAUGAGAAAAACAGGGUUGGUUUGAGUCACUAUGAGGAUCAUUCUUUCCAUUCGUGCAGUAACCUCAUUUCAUGUUCUGGGCAGUUGUUGGUCCCUAUGAAGGUUGUCACUUAUGUGUAGACAUAAGUUCAACUGUUUAUUAUUUUGCUUAAUGGAGUACUAGGCUUAAAGCCUCAUAAGUACCAAUUUCACAUAUAUUUAUGCUAUUACUUGGGUAAAUUGUGUAUGUAUUUAUUUACGUCUGUCCCUUUUUACGUUUGUUCCUUUUCCUUAAUUAUAGAAGCAUAACUGAACCAAAUAUUAAACUGCUUGGCACAAAGUGGAACCUGUUAUGGUACAAA
Molecule: messenger RNA, 3857 nt
Organism: Rhipicephalus microplus (southern cattle tick)
Lineage: Eukaryota; Metazoa; Arthropoda; Arachnida; Ixodida; Ixodidae
Source: RefSeq, a predicted model, not a curated record